Erythranthe guttata (spotted monkey flower) is the source of this 1897-nucleotide messenger RNA. Its product is annotated as cystathionine gamma-synthase 1, chloroplastic. NCBI's taxonomy places the organism in Eukaryota, Viridiplantae, Streptophyta, Magnoliopsida, Lamiales, Phrymaceae. The record is from RefSeq and is a predicted model, not a curated record. Gene Ontology annotation, molecular function: cystathionine gamma-synthase activity; pyridoxal phosphate binding. Gene Ontology annotation, cellular component: chloroplast. Gene Ontology annotation, biological process: transsulfuration.
UGCAACGGUUCAAUAAAACAACACUUGAAUUUCUAAAAACCUUCACUAACCCUAAUGGCCGUCUCUAGCUGCGCAAGGGCAUUCUCGUCAUUCGAGUGUCGCUCCGAUCCCGAUUUCUCCCGGCCGGAGAUCCCCUCCGCCGGAUGCGGAUUCUCCGUCAAGGCUAAAUCGCCCGGUCCUCGAUGCUCGGUGGCGGCGCGCGGUUUGUCUUCGCUCAUUUUCAAGUUCCCCCCUAAUUUCGUCCGUCAGCUGAGCAACAAGGCGCGGAGGAACUGCAGCAACAUCGGUGUUGCUCAGGUGGUGGCGGCCUCGUGGUCGGAGAAUCAAGCCACGCCGGCUGCUAAGGCCGUCGACGCGGCGGUUGAGGCAGCUGAGGAGAUUAUUUGUAAUGCCGAUAAUGUACAGCUUAACGGUUCCCCUUAUUCCAAUUACGCUUCCUUUUUGAGCUCCGAUGGCAGCAUUGCAAUUCAUGCUGGUGAAAGAUUGGGUCGUGGCAUUGCUACUGAUGCAAUAACUACCCCUGUAGUUAAUACAUCGGCUUAUUUCUUCAAGAAAACUGCUGAUCUCAUUGAUUUCAAGGAAAAAAGACUUGCAAGUUUCGAAUACGGGCGCUAUGGAAACUACACUACUAUUGUGGCAGAGGAGAAGAUAAGUGCGCUGGAAGGGGCAGAAUCGACAAUUUUGAUGGCAUCUGGAAUGUGUGCAAGCACUGUCAUGUUAAUGGCACUGAUCCCUGCUGGAGGACAUCUAAUUACUACCACUGACUGCUAUAGAAAGACUCGGAUAUUUAUCGAGACAUUUCUUCCCAAAAUGGGAAUCACUGCAACUGUCAUUGAUCCUGCUGAUAUCGUAGGUCUUGAGUCAGCAUUGGAGAAGAAUAACGUGACACUUUUCUUCACGGAGUCUCCGACCAACCCUUUUCUGAGAUGUGUUGACAUCGAGCUUGUAUCUAAGCUCUGCCAUGACAAAGGAGCCUUGGUUUGCAUAGACGGCACAUUUGCAACUCCUCUCAACCAGAAGUCCCUCAAACUUGGUGCUGAUAUUGUACUACAUUCUGCAACUAAAUUCAUCGCUGGUCACAAUGAUGUUCUUGCAGGAUCUAUCAGUGGCUCUGAGAAGUUGAUUUCAACUGUUCGUGUAUUGCAUAAUAUUAUUGGUGGUGCUCUAAAUCCCAAUGCUGCAUAUCUGAUAAUCAGGGGCAUGAAGACACUGCAUCUUCGUAUACAGCAGCAAAACUCAACAGCACAGAGGAUGGCCGAGAUUUUAGAGGCACAUCCCAAGAUUACGCGUGUAUAUUAUCCAGGCUUGGUUAGUCAUCCAGAACAUAACCUUGCUAAGAGGCAAAUGAGUGGUUUUGGUGGUGUUGUAAGUUUUGAGGUUGAUGGAGACUUAUUGACCACUUCAAAAUUCAUUGAUGCUCUAAGAAUUCCGUAUAUAGCACCCUCGUUUGGAGGCUGCGAAAGCAUUGUCGAUCAACCGGCUAUAAUGUCUUAUUGGGAUCUUUCACAGAAAGAGAGGGCUAAGUAUGGAAUAAUGGACAACUUGGUUCGAUUCAGCUUUGGAGUUGAAGACUUUGAGGAUUUGAAAACGGACAUUCUUCAGGCUCUCGAGAAGAUAUAGCUCGUUUGCUGCUCAAGAGGUCGUGAUAUUUAAUCGGUUAAAGAUGGAGCUAAUGAUGGAUUUAAGUAUGGUUUAAACUAGUCACACUAACUCAAUAUUCAACAAUAUUUGAAGGAUUGUGAAUUUUGAUUAGCUUUUAGUUUUAUUUCGACCUAAAUUUCGUUGACUACGAUGGGCUUGUUCUAUUUAGGGAUGAUGCGUUUGCCGAAUACCAAUAAGCAAGAUACUAACUAAAGAUCCUUUCUUGCCCAGUUUGAGUGCAUUCGUUGAAAUUCAA